Molecule: messenger RNA, 2954 nt
Organism: Seriola aureovittata
Lineage: Eukaryota; Metazoa; Chordata; Actinopteri; Carangiformes; Carangidae
Gene: cldni
Product: claudin i
Exons: 3
Coding region: 1550-2182 (210 amino acids)
Biological process (GO): cell adhesion; bicellular tight junction assembly
Cellular component (GO): bicellular tight junction; plasma membrane
Molecular function (GO): structural molecule activity
Source: RefSeq, a predicted model, not a curated record
AUUUCUUUAUCAAAAAAUAUGUGGGCAUAGCAGAUAUUUGUGCUUUUUGUAAUCAACAAAAAGAAUAUACUGUAUUUCACUGUGAGGUGGUACAGACCUUUUGGUGGGAGCUCACUAAUCAUGUUUUUGUUUCAUUGACAAACCUUACUGUAAGGUUAAUUGAGCAGCAAAAGCAUAAACAUUUAUUUUUCAUUUAUCAGAAGUUAAAAUAUGUAGAUAAAGAUAUACAAUAAAUUAUAUAUAUAUAUAUAUACAUAUAAAGAGAAACUUGACAAAGAGGACAGCAUAAAAACAUUGUUACAACUAAGAAUACAUACAACAUAACCAGACUAAAUAAAAGGGCAUACAGUAUUUCUGCACCGACACAAUUUGCUUGUUAUAGGCCUACAAAAACUUUUAUUUUACUACUACGAUUACUAAAGUAACAUUUUUGAUUAAUUUUAUUUGUAAUGGACUUCAUUUUGUGUACUUUCCUUUACUUAAGCAAAAAGAAGUUCUACCGCUGGACACUAAACAAAUUCUUAAUGUACUUAGUGGGGUAAAAUUACAAAAACACAAUGCAGAAAUAGCUUCCCAUUGUUGCUGAGAAUAUGGGAUAAUUCAAGUCCACCCUUGCAUUACACACUGCAGUUGAUGUACAGCACCUAUUGAAAUACAGUUAACAUCCAUGUCUGUUUGUGUUGCACUGAGUGAAGAAUUCUGUCAUUUCUCUCUUUGAGCCCUGUUCCAAACUAAGAUUUAAAUUUGUACACAUUAUUCAAAACAGAAUUAUACAAGUAUGUGUCACUCUGUCUGAAUGUGUUCAUCGAGUUUACAAAUAUUUGGUUUCCAUAACAUUCCUUUUCCUAAUUUGUUCCAUCCCAUGAUCCAUGAAACCCUGCUCACAAUCUUGUGCAAAAUCCUAAACCCACUCAGUCUCGGUUUCCAAAAUAAGUCUCCUUACAUUCGUCAUCACAGUUUCGACACAGGUAGGUGUAGGGGGGAGGGUGCUCCAGGGGAUGUGCAGGUACAGAGGCGGAGGUGGGAUUUAUUUGUUUAGACUGAGUGCAUAGAGAGAAAAAUGGGAAGCUAUCCAGAUGAUUAAGUUUUCUUUUUCUGGCAACCAGUGAUGGAUACAACCAAAAUGAUUCACUCAGGAUCCAUAUCAUCAUUAUCAUCAGGGUAAUCACAACAAUAACCACACAUAACUGUAUGGUUUCACCAAAGUGAUGCUAAGACAUUACAGCUUCUUUUUUUCCGAGAGACUCUGAGGUAUAUCACUGAGGCAGGUUUAAGGUGGAAAAAGAGGGGGAAACAUAUAUGACAUACAUGUAUAGGACAAGUCCAGUCUGGUCCUGAGGUCCUUCCCUCCUGUGUACUCCCCUACUGGAGCUCAGCCCCACCCCACACCUCACAUUCCUCUACAAAUACCCACUCUUCUUACACAUAGCACAUCAGAAAACAACAUCUUCAAAACAACAUAUAGGCAGGAACGAAGAAAGAACCUCGAGAAACACUGCACCUAAUUUUUCAAUUUUCAAAUCAGGGACAGAGGACACAGAAUAAAAGAAUGGGAUCUUCUGCAGUUCAGAUUACAUGUGUGGCCAUCGGGGUCCUCGGCCUGGUCGGGGCCAUCGUCUGCUGUGUUGUCCCUCGCUGGAAAGUCUCCUCUUUCACAGGAUCAAACAUUGUGAUCGCACAGAGCUCUCAGGAAGGCCUGUGGAUGACAUGUGUGGUGCAGAGUACCGGCCAGCAGCAGUGCAAGAAAUAUGAAUCCCUGCUGGUGCUGUCAUCUGACCUGCAGGCCGCCCGUGCCAUGACCAUAAUCAGCUGCAUGUUGAGCGGCCUCAGCCUCCUCAUCCUGUUCUGCGGGGCCGACUUCACCACCUGCAUCCAGAAUGAAGACGCCAAGCCCAAGAUCAGCCUUGUGGCCGGGGUAGGCCUGCUGCUGGCCGGCCUCCUGGCGAUCAUCCCUGUCAGCUGGUCCGCACACAUUGUCGUGCGAGACUUCAACAACCCUCUGGUGCCUGCUUCCCAGAAGAGGGAGCUGGGAGCGUGCAUCUUUGUGGGCUGGGCUGCUGGCGUGCUGCUCCUUCUGGCUGGAGGUCUGCUGUGCUGCUUCAGCAGGCCCAAUUCUGGCUCAGGGGGAACCGCCAAGUACUACAGCAACGGCGCCUCUGCCCCUAACAAAAACUACGUGUAGUGCCUUUAUGAGAGGGACUGGAGUUUGACAGAAAGCAUGGGAGGGUGAUUUAGUUGGUGAAAGACUGGGAAGAAACAAAGUCGACAACACCAGGAAAAAGAAAAAGUCUCAGUAAAUAUCAUAUUCUGAUGAUGAUAACUGGCUCCAGUUUUUUCUUUCAUAUUCAAAGCUAUGCUAGUGUUUCUAUUUUAAAGCUAUUUUACUAUCAAGUUCUUGGGUUAUGCAUAAUCAAAUACAGGCUGUAAAUUACAGAUUAAACUCACAACAUUUUGUGAUCUUAGAAUGAAAAAGGUUUUAUUUGGGUUUCUGCUUUGACAUAUACCACAUCAACUAUGGUCUCCCAGCUACAAAACAGUUGUAUUCUCCCUGUUUUUCUUUUCUGAUUUCAAAAAAGAACCACACAAGUAAAAUCCAAGAUUAUGAAAAUGUUAAAAACAUAUUUGUGAGAAGAAAAUGAUCUGAUAAAAAUGCUAAAUGACCUUUAUUUAGAUGCACUAGUGGCUCAUAUUUUACAUAUAGUUUGGAUCAACCAUUCUGCCUCUGUUGUACGUUCGCAUGUUUGUUUCUCUCUCAUCUUUAAUGUUUAUAUAUAUAUACCGUCAGAAAAAGCUAACCAAAGGCCUCAGGGAGAAUCUGUGUGCACUUCUCUGAUGACAAACGUCCACAUGACAUUUCACAGCAUUUUAUAAAACUUUUGUUAUUGCUCAUUUUGUUUUGUUUCUCAUUUUGUAUGAUGAUGAGUGCAAAUGAUUAAAAGUUGGUCUAAUUCAAA